AUGGAUCCCUACCAAUCACCUGGACACGGGAUAAAACGAGAGGCCACCGACGUCUUCAGAUCACCUACACCACCACCAUCUCAAGAGCCCCCGGCAAAGAGAAUCAAGAUCAAGCUUGAGCGCAGAGAAUGCGCCAUUUGCGCUGAAGAUACUGCCAUCAACCGCUUCCCACGCGCACCACACGAGAACGCCAACACUCACGACCGCGGAGUUUGUUUCAAAUGCUGGGAGAGACAUCUUCAUUCGGAGAUUGAGACCAGAAAGUGGAACGAGCUCAGUUGCCCGCAAUGUGGUCAGAUCCUGCAGUGCCAUGAGAUCGAGAAGCUCAACACUAGCUUCGGACAGAAGAUACUUCCAGAGUGCGUACUUUUUCUCGGGACAAGAAGACUGUGAUACUGACCACUUCCAGGUGGCUGGAAAAAGCUGUGAGAGACUUCUGCGAGACCGACAAGUCAGACGCCUCCGUUGAAUGGAAGGAAUGUCCGUCUGCGUCCUGUGGCUGGGGCUGUUACAUCAUCAAAGGCGACGGCGAUAUCUUCAAGUGUCACAAGUGCGAAUACCGCCACUGCCUGGCUUGCGAUGCUCCUAUGCACUUCGACGAGACCUGUAAGAGCUUCCAGGCGAGACGUCGACGCCGCGAGGAGCUGAAGAAGGAAGAAGAACUGUCCAAGGAAAUGGUGGAGCAGACCUCCAAGCCGUGCCCGAAUUGCAAGGUCCCGCUCUACAAGUACGUGGGUUGCGACCAUGUACGCUGUAUGUUCGCUCACGUCUUCAGCACGUUUUCAACUUCACUGAUUCUUUCUCUAGGUAAACGAUGCAACCAUGAAUUCUGCUACGUCUGUUUCGCUCCCUACGCGGGGCCUGAUGGUAUCUGGGGCCCAAGGGGCAAUGGAGCUCAUAAGGAAUCGUGCAAGUACUCACCUCACAGACUUCCAUCCUAUCGUCCACCACGCUAG
This is a messenger RNA of Lecanosticta acicola, 956 nucleotides long. NCBI's taxonomy places the organism in Eukaryota, Fungi, Ascomycota, Dothideomycetes, Mycosphaerellales, Mycosphaerellaceae. The record is from the annotation of a GenBank genome assembly.